CAUUCAUCAGGAUGAAGAAACGAUGGCCGGUGGCGUCACUCGCUCGCGCCCUAACUCACUCAUACUGCUCUUCCACCACGACAACGACGCCGUUCCCCCUAAAACACGUAACGAAAUCCAACUUCGACUCCGCGCUCAGCUCGCUCCGCCACCACAUCCGCUCCGCCGAUUUCGUCGCGGUCGACCUCGAAAUGACCGGAGUCACCAGCGCUCCCUGGCGCGACUCGUUCGAGUUCGACCGUUAUGAUGUCCAUUACCUGAAAGUUAAAGACUCUGCUGAGAAGUUCGCCGUCGUUCAGUUCGGCGUUUGCCCCUUCCGUUGGGACCCCCUCAACCGCUCCUUUAUCGCGCACCCGCACAAUUUCUUUAUAUUUCCUCGUCAAGAGGUUUCGAUUGAUGGCCCUGCUUACGAGUUCCUUUGUCAGACAGCAUCAAUGGAUUUCUUGGCAAAGUACCAGUUUGAUUUUAAUGCCUGUUUUCAUGAAGGGGUAUCUUAUUUAUCCAGAGAACAAGAAGAGGAAGCUCUUAGAUACAUGAAUUCACUGUAUGAGGAUAAGUCGUGGGAUUCAUGGGGUGACUUGAAAGAAGCUAGAGAUAUGCCAUUGGUCAACAUAGCGGACGUUCUGUUUACUGAAAGAAUGAAGCAUAGAUUGAGAGAAUGGUAUGAUUGGUUAUUACGUGAUAGAAAUGGACGGUCUUCAUUUCCAGGUAGUUCAAAUGACUCAGAGCAACAGUUUCAAACUAUUUUCUACAAGAUGCGUCCAGCAAUUAGUCUGAAUGGAUUCACUUCUCAUCAACUUAAGUUGAUCCAAUUGGUGGUAAACAAGCAUUUCAAAGAUCUGGUUUAUCUUCGUGUCAAAGGGGAAAAUUCAUGUUCACAGCAUCUUGUGGUGUAUAAUGAGUCAGAAGAUGAUAAGAAGUUACUUAUGAAAGAGGUGAAGGAUGAGCAGCUCAGAGAGACAGAGAUGAAGAUAAAAGCUGCAAUUGGGUUUCGCCAUGUUAUUGACUGCCUUUCCUCUGAAAAGAAGUUGAUUGUUGGUCACAAUUGCUUCCUAGAUGUUGCACAUAUCUACGGCAAAUUCUUAGGUGCUCUUCCUUUGACUGCUGAAGAAUUCAUUUCCUCUGUUAACAAAUACCUUCCUCACAUCAUUGACACCAAAAUAUUGUUGAAGUGCAAUGAUGUACUAGUGCAACGGAUGAAGAAAUCUGGCACUUCAUUAUUCUCGGCAUUUUCUAGAUUGUGUCAACGGAUUGCUAUUGGUUCUAAAAGCUCUCAUCUACUUAUUCAGCCAAGUGUGAAAGUGGAGAUUGAAGUGGAUGAUAACAGAUCCUCCGACUGGAACUCUGGAGUGAGGCAUGAAGCUGGAUAUGAUGCUUUUAUGACAGGGUGUGUCUUUGCUCAAGCAUGCAGUCAUCUCGGCAUUGAUUUUACACUCCAUUCAUCCUCUGAAAAUUUAGCACUCAAUGAAAAACUCCAGAAGUACAUCAACCUUCUUUAUCUCAGUUGGAGCAAUGGAGACAUUAUUAAUCUAAGCUCCAGCAAUUUGAGUUCUCUGUCCUCGGUUUCUAGUAGCAAAUUGUACAGAAACACAAAGAUUUUGUUCAGUCACAUUGUUCUAGUAUGGGGAUUCCCAUCCAAACUCAAGGCACGGGAGAUUAGAGAAUGCAUCUCUAAAGUCUUUGGUUCAACCUCUGUGACUUCCGUGUAUCAUGUCGAUGAAACUGCAGUGUUCGUUCAGUUCAAAAAGGAAGAAAUGGUUCCCCUAUUUCUGGAGUUGAAGGAAAGCUUGGAGAGCAGCAAUGACGCAGUCUCGGUUUUGCAUCCUCUUUCAAAACUGUUGAAAGGCGGAAAUACUUGUGCUGCUAGUUACGAAACUUACAAAGAAAUCUGCAGUUCACCCAUCUCUAAAGUCUUGUUUGCCGAUCAAGCAAAAGCAGUUGGUAUCAAAUGGAAGACCAAGUUGGUAGAAUCCAAGGUAGAGGUGGAGACUCAAGAAAACAAAAGUUCCCACGAAGAACAUUCACUGAACUCUGGUGAAAAUACUACGAUCAAGAAGAUUGACGUAAGAAACGAUCCAUCACAUAGCCAAGUUUCAUCGGAUGAAAUUGAUGAUGAUUCGUUUUACUCCACACAAAUCAAACAGAUAAGAACUAGUUUAUGAUUUAAUUCUUUCUUUAAGCUGCUAGAACAAUAAUUUAUAGGUAAUCUUUACUCAAUUCAGGAAUUUUGUAUGCAAAAUUUUGUGAUUGUAACACUAGGGGGAGUGCAGAAGAAAUUAGUACUUCAGAUGUUGUAUUUUUAUGGUGGCUUUUUCUGCAGCCAAGUUUCAUCUUCGGUAAAUGCUUGAAAACUUCUGACUUUAUAAAUAAUA
Molecule: messenger RNA, 2372 nt
Organism: Pistacia vera
Lineage: Eukaryota; Viridiplantae; Streptophyta; Magnoliopsida; Sapindales; Anacardiaceae
Product: poly(A)-specific ribonuclease PARN
Exons: 7
Coding region: 12-2162 (716 amino acids)
Cellular component (GO): cytoplasm
Molecular function (GO): RNA binding; 3'-5'-RNA exonuclease activity
Source: RefSeq, a predicted model, not a curated record